This is a messenger RNA of Podarcis lilfordi (Lilford's wall lizard), 9099 nucleotides long. NCBI's taxonomy places the organism in Eukaryota, Metazoa, Chordata, Lepidosauria, Squamata, Lacertidae. The record is from the annotation of a GenBank genome assembly.
AUGAAGAGAACAAUUGUGUUUCUUUGCAUUGUUGCCGUAGCCUGGGCAGCCCCAGUAAGUUCUUCUUAAUGGCUUGCGUAUAUGUCAGACAUGUCCACGGGCACGAAUUAGCCGUCAAAUGGGCGCAUGCAGAGAUGGAAAGGAAUAUAUUCUUACGUGAAAGCAACGGUUGUUGGGCAGAAGAACUCACAGGGCACAUUGUACUUAAAGACAGGUGAACAGUGCAUGGAAUUGCUUGAGAAACAUGCGUGGAAGAUUCCAGCAUGGGGUCUGAGCAGCGGCAUCAUUAACGCGGCAACAGGCCAGAACUCUGCACGUGCAACUCUGCACACGCAAGGCACGCUGUGGCCUAGAAACUUUCUCACGCUGCAGUAGGGCUCACAAAGCAUGUGCAAAAAGCCACCAGCCUGGCAUUCAACAGCAGCAGUCGCAGACUUGAGGGCUUGCUGAUAUGACAACCCUAAUUCCCUAGGAGGGAGGAGAGGCUGGCACCCAGCACAGUCACUAACUGCCCCUCCUCCCAAGCCAUACCUCCCCCUACCCAGAACCGCUGUAAUUGGGCCUCCCUUGCUCUCCCCCACGGCUCUCCUCCUAGGCACAUCCCACCAAGUGCCCUUACAGCCAGUGAAAAACCGUUGAAACACUAAAAAAAGAAUUUCAAAGGCUAUUAAAUUUAAAAACAAGUUAAAAGAGGAAGCCCUCUCCGCUGAGCAACAGCAGCAGUUCUUAUGAAGCACGUGUUAAGGAGAGGUAGGUAGCUGUGUUGGUCUGAUGCAGUCAAAAUAAAAACAUUAAAAAAUAGUCCAGUAGCACCUUAGAGACCAACUAAGUUUGUACUGGGCAGGGUGAUACCUCUGGUUACGAACUUAAUUUGUUCCAGAGGUCCGUUCUUAAGCUGAAACCGUUCUUAUCCUGAGGCGUGCUUUCGAUAAUGGGGUCUCCCGCUGCAUGCAUGCCUCCGGCGCACAAUUUCCGUUAGCAUCCUGGGGCGAAGUUUGCAACCAGGAGCAGCUAUUUCUGGGUUAGCGGAGUUCGUAACCUGAAGCACUCGCAACCAGAGGUACCACUGUAUAAGCUUUCGUGUAUCUGAAGAAGAGUGCCUGCACACGAAAGCUUAUACCCAGUACAACCUUAGUUGGUCUCUAAGGUGCUACUGGACUAUUUUUUUAAAUUUAUUAAGGAGAGAAUUGACUCAAAUUACAAAUGCAAAUUAUUUUUGGUGGGACAUUCUCAAAUUAAAUUGGUCCUUUUUCCAUAGCCUCUUUAGUUUAAAUCUUUCCCUGCUCCCGUUUUGCAGAAUUUUCUGUGUCGUUACAUAAAUUCCCACUACACAUCAGACCAAAAAAACCCACCAAUCUUGAUAUUCUCUGUUGGUUAAUUUUUAAAAGUGAGCUUCGAUUGCCUUUUCAACUUUGUUUUCUGAUUUAAAAGCUCUCGCAGAGUGAGCCAAGGGACAACAACAGUAGCAUCGGGAGAAAUCAGGUGAGUUCACCUUUGCGAAAUUUCUUGGCUAUGUGAUUUGAUUCUGCAAAGUUGAAUCAGAUUUCAGAUUUCCUUUGACAUGUAUUCAAGAUCCACUGCUCCUAGUAAGGGCUUAAACAUAUUGGCCCCUACUAUGAGCAAAUGGGGAGCCCAACUCUCUCAUUCCAAAUGCAACACAGCACAUAAGGUAUAGCCUGGGCAGAGAGUUACUCCAGGGCUGACCCACCCAUGAGGCAAGGCGAGGCAACCGCCUCUGGCGGCAGAAUCCACAGGAACAGCUGAUCCUGAUGUAGCUCUUUAUUCCUCCCUUGUUCCUGAUGUAGAUCUUCACUCAUGCACUGGAGGUGGGGAGGGGGGAUUAAGGCACCAUUUUGUGAUUUGCCUCAGGUGCCAAAAUGUAUUGGGCUGGUCCUGGGUUACUCUGAACAUUGUAGCUCUGUGAAGGGAACAGAUAUCCUCUAACAACUUGUAGCACCCUUAACAAACUGCAUCUCCCAGAAUUCCUUGGGGUGAAGCCAUGACUGUUCAAGCAAUAUAACAGUGCUUUAAAUGCAUGGUGAGGAUGCGACCCUACUGUGCUCCCACAAUACUCUGGCUGGUUUGUUGCAGAUUAAGAUGGAGUGGUGAACAUUUGGAUUAUUCUAAGUCUGAGGACCACAAUUCCUUCUUACAUACCAGUGUUGGGCAGUGCCAGAGGCAAAACGGGGAAGGUUUCCCUAGAAAGAGGGAAACCAUGAUUGUCCAAGCGUUAUAACAGUGCUUUAAAUGUUAUACUGUGUAUGCAGCCUAAUAAUGGCAGCUAUUCCUCAGUGAAAUAAACAAGACGAUCAGGUGAUGCUAUCUUUACACCCAACCGUGUCGUUUUGAUCCUGCACUCCUUUGAAAUCUGACAUUCCGCCCAGGCCUAACUUGGCACUUCCUGAAAAACUAAUAUUUAAAGAACAGCGGUUUUCCUGUCUGUGCCAAAUUAAGCUCCCAUUUUAGCUCUUGUCACAGGUGCCAGCAUGUGGCCUGAAGCCUUGAAAACAGCCCACCCACCCGCCAUUGUCGCCGUCAAUUAAGGCUAAGCAAGAUCAACAGCAGUCAAGCAAAACGUGUCAACUCCUUUUAUUUCUGGUCACCGGGGAGUGACCUCUAGCAGAAUAUUAAAAAAAAAAUGUGUUAGAAAAGGGUUUUUUUGAAAAUGCAUUGACAAAUAUGUUGCUUGAAAAGUUAUAGGAAUGGGUAAUAGAAUGUGACAGAUAGACAGGUUUUGGUGUUUUCUUAAAAAAGGAAUUGAAAGAGCAAUUGGAUUAUGGACAGAAGACCACAAACCCAUCUUCCCCAAAUUUAGGCAACCAAUUCUUCCUCUGUAGCUUUCUGAAAAUGAUAGCUAAGAGGGUUAGAUCACCUCUGGCCAUCCUGCAAUUUGAAAACUGGUUGGCACCCUGCUCUGAAAAGCAUUUAAAGACAUGCUAGCCCAGGGGGUCAGCAAACUUUUUCAGCAGGGGGCCGGUCCACUGUCCCUCAGACCUUGUGGGGGGUCGGACUAUAUUUUGAGGGGGAAAAAUGAAUGAAUUCCUAUGCCCCACAAAUAACCCAGAGAUGCAUUUUAAAUAAAAGCACACAUUCUAUUCAUGUAAAAACACGCUGAUUCCCGGACCAUCCGCGGGCCCGAUUUAGAAGGUGAUUGGGCUGGAUCUGGCCCCCGGGCCUUAGCUUGCCUACCCAUGUGCUAGGCUUAUUCCAAGAAGAAGGGGAGGGCCCUCCCUAGCCACCCCCCCUCAGAGCAUCACUGUUGACAGUGGGGAGGAUUCCCUGCUUGUGGCAGAUCCCCACAAUUUAGAACCCUGGAAGGUCAGGAUUCUAAACCACACGAGGGACCUACACAGGUAGAGAAGGCUCCCUGAAGUGGCAUGUAGAGGAAAUACUCCCAAAGAGACCUAUUUAUUUAUUUGCAUUGAUUUAAGAUCACCGUCUCAGGUUCCAGUCUCCUUUUGCAUCAGAUUCGUUUGUGAGACCCUUUCCACCGUGGCACCUUCAAUAUGGAAUUUUCUCCCUGGGCAACUCCAACAAGCCCUCUCUCAUUGGAAGCGAUUUUAUUCAGGAAAGCCUUUUAGGAUACAUUUCCCUUCCCCCUCACUCCCAUUGCCUCCAGGAAUUGUUUGACAUCUCUCUGGGCCCUCUGCGGGCUCAAGACCUCCUGUCACAUGACUGCCACGGACCACAUUAUGACUGCCACCGCAUGGUGCAAUGUCAAUUCUUUCCCACAUAGUCUCAGUAACACAAAGCCAGCCUUCAACUGAGUAUUGCAUGGUUCUUGCUUGGAGUCUUCCCACUUUUCUUUGAGCAAGGGUUGCCGCUCUGUGGUAGGACAGCUGCUUUGUAAGCAGAAGGUCUCUGGUUCAACCCUGGCAUCUUGUGCUGGUCCCGGGGAGGGGGGGGUGUUACCGUGCGGCAUGGUCUGAGUCCGGUUCUAGGUCGAGGGUAUGGAGGCUGUCCAUCAAGGGCGAAGCGGAGCCGGGCAUGGUCAGGAACUCUGGAGGAGCAGGACAGGGUGCUGGCAGGAACAGGUUACCAACAAUGUUGCUCCCGCAACCUGGGACUGGGCUGACUGGCCUUUAUUUCCUCUGAGGCCAGGGGCGGUCCCAGCCCACAGGUGACUCGCCUCUCCUGGCCUUAAGGCGAGCACUCCUUCUGUGAGAACUUAGUUCCCUCCUCCUCUCUGCCCUGAGCCUCUGCAGCUCCGGAGAGGCUGGAUGGUUACUGGACCCAGAGGCAACCUCACCUUCCCCUGACAGGGCUGGGAGAGGAGCACCUGCAGGCAAUGGGUCCUUGAUCACCUCGGGAGCCAGAGCGGAUUCAGCUGGUGUCUGCUCCUGAGGAUCCAGCACAGGUGAGGGCCCUUCAGGUUCAAGCCCCUGCCCCAGCUCAGCCGGCCCUGGAGGCAGGGACUCCUGUGUAGGCUGGGACUCCUCAGGUUCAGCUUCUGAAUCAGAUUCCCAGGCCAUCACAGCGAUGUUAUUCAGGAAAGCCUUUUAGGAUACGUUUCCCUUCCCCCUCAACCCCAUUGCCUCCAGGAACUGUUUGACAUCUUUCUGGGCCCUCUGUGGGCUCAAGCCCUCCUGUCACAUGACUGCCACGGACCACAUCUCCAAGUAGGACUAGCAAUGUCCAGUGAAACUCUGGAGGGCCACUGCCAGUCACGGUUUGAAACUCCUAUUGUGCCGGAAUCUCCACUCGGCCAAGCUGAUAAAGCUCACCUUCCGGCCGAGUCCUUCGGAAUUGCCCUCCGACGAAUAAUUAAUGACCUGAGCCUCUGAUAAGGCUCCAAGGCACGUUCCCCCAUUCAGCAGAGUUUCAAAGCAGCAGAAGUGAUGAGAUUUAUGGCUACAUCGCAAUGCUUUAUUUCUUACUACGCAGACAUCUUCUCUCUGUGAGAGCAGAGAGCAACUGAAACAAAGGAGCAAAGGAACAGAGAAACCAGUACGUCACAUCCGCCUCCCUUCUCCCGUGAGACUUCCUAUAGCUUGGACUGUCUCUGGAAUAUAAACAGAGCCUUGUGACUCUAAGCAGCUGCUCAGUGGCAAACAGAAACUAACAUAUUGUUCUAGGCGCGUUUUGUGACAGGGAAUUUCAUAAACACGAGCAGUUUCUGAGAUUUGGGUGCAGUACUGCGCCUAAGAUUUCACAUUAAAACUGCCACUGCUGGUACUGAGAGUGUGGGAGGAGAAAUUCCUUCCCGCUAGACUUCCAGUAGAUCUAGGGGCCAUCUUAUACACAGAAAAAUACAGUAAGGUUUGUGAACUGGACACUCAAGGUGGGUGUCUCUGCCCUAAAUAGGCCCUAAAUAUGUGUUGAUUCUGGUGCCAGAAAGAUAUAUUUAUAUGAAGGAAAGGGGGCGUAAGAAGAAUCCAGGGCUUGUCUGCAGAGUGGAAGGAAAGGAGGACCUUUUUCUGCCUCCCCACUUCCAGCCGCUCUCUGAAGACUGGAGAAGAGACCCUCUUAAGAAUAUUAGGGAGGCGGGCAAGGGAAGCAUGGCUUUGUGUUUUGCAGUCUUCUGGUGAGGACUAGAUCAUGUGAAAAAUGAACAUAAGAUUUUAGCUGCAGUUCAUUCACUUUCAGCUUUGUAUUCUUGUUAUAAAACAGUGUGCCUAGACAUUUUGCUGUUGUGCCCAUAACCUGGGUUUAAGGUGCACUUUAGCUCCUAGCUUUCAAAUCUCUGUUUCUAACAUUUCUGCUAGUGGAGACAACAUUGAGCUAGGAGGACCUAUGACUUGACUCAGUGUACGACAGGUUCCUAUGUUCCCUUUUCAUUUCUGUUCAGUUCCUGCUUCCUGAUUAUGUGUUUCUCUCCAUAGGAUGAAUCAAACGUGGGCCAUACCAGCAAACACGAUGGUGCAGAGAAUGACGAGGGAUUUUAUGAAAGUGGAAACAGUGGAAAUACCAGUGGAAAUACCACUGGCUGCAUCAACAGAGGAGAUGUUGGCCAUGAAGAAUGUGAAAGAAUCGAAUCUGCCACACAAAGAGAUAUAAUCAAUGGAGCUGAUGAUUUAGUGAAUGCUCUUGGAAAUGUUGGCAGAAGACCUGAGAGCAUCCCUAGUCAUGCCACAACAAAUGGAAGUAGAGAAAGGGAUGUUACUGGAGAGGGAAUCCUUAGGGGUAACUUGGAAGGUGGAAACUCAAGUGAUGCCAGUCGCGGGAGUGGAGAUGGGAGUGUUGAUUAUACCAUCCGAACAGACCUUUCGACAGUCACUCAAAAUGACGAUGGAAAGGAAAGCCACAUUGGUAACAUGGUUGCAGAAGGAUAUGGUGGCACCCCAGGAAACCAGAGUAACAACAUCCAAGGCCUAAAUGGUGCAGGUGGAAGUGAAUAUGCAAAUGCUGCACCUGAAGGAACUAUAACAAGGGCAUCUAUGAUAAAUAUGGUCCAUGGAGAAAGCAUUCACUGGGCUGAUGUUAAUGAAGCUGGCAGUGGUAAUGGCGGAGAUCCAAGUGAAGAAGGUUCUAGCGAUGGCUGGGGGGAUGGACGUGACGAAGACACGACAGCUCUGGGGGGAAAUGAGAGAGGGAAGCAUAGCAAUCAGACUUGCGACAAUGACAGAGAUGUUGGUGGAGAUGCUGCAACCAACGGAACUGUGGAGCUGUGCCUCAAAAAGAAACAGAAUAACACUCUAGAUUCAGAGGGUGUUGCUACGGUGAGUUGGGACCCAUGAUGGGGCAAUGUCAAGUAGAGAAGGAGCAGGUGGGAGGAGGCCGCUGAACUAUUCUGCCAAGCCCUGCCUUUGCCCCUGCCACCCCUCUCAUUUCUGCACUCUGAGACUAGAAAUAAGUAGAGCAGUAGAGCAGCUUGAGGGAGGGGUUGCAGGAACCAAAAGUUGGAGCCGGGGGAAGAGUUUAGCACUGCCUCCCAGCUGCUGCUUCUCUGCUUGGAAUUGCCACUUUAUACCAUUUUAGCACAACCCUCUUCUCAGAUGCCAUUCUCCUAGUGGACAAUUGUUCACUACAAAACAAAAACAAAACAAAAAAUGAAGGCACGUCUUCCUUCCCAUCUGGAAGGGUUGAUGUGGGGCUUUAAGCCCCUUUGCCUUCGGUUGUGGGUCCUGAUCCAGAUCACGCUACCUGCACUGCAGCAAAAGCUCCCAUUUGCAGUGGUACCUCGGGUUAAGUACUUAAUUCGUUCCAGAGGUCCUUUCUUAACCUGAAACUGUUCUUAACCUGAAGCACCACUUUAGCUAAUGGGGCCUCCUGCUGCUGCCAGAGCCUGAAUUCUGUUCUUAUCCUGAAGCAAAGUUCUUAACCCGAGGUACUAUUUCUGGGUUAGCGGAGUCUGUAACCUGAAGCGUAUGUAACCUGAAGGGUAUGUAACCCGAGGUACCACUGUACUCUAAUGAGAGCUUCCCUCCCUCAAUUGCAAACAGCAAGUGCAUGGGCCCAGUCUGGAGUUGGUGUCCAGUGGGGGGCAAAGGGUUCAAGCCCCUUCAAUCUACACCAGGGCCCCCCAUCUGCCUGCAGUUUAAAAUCCAUUCAUGGAAUUGCUAACUGAAUGAUUUCAUUUGGGAUUUGCUUGCAUUCUCCUUUCCUUUUGGUCUCCAGGGCGCUGGCGGUAGCAGUAACGGAUCAGUUGUGAACCACGCAGAUGGCAGCAAUGUGAAUGAUACUGGCAGGGAUGGGACCCCUGACAACAGAGAGGCCAUGGAUGGGCUUCCCAAUGCAAGCAGCUCUCAGGACGCCAGUGAAGGUCGCCUAGAGGAUGCCAGUGACCACGAGGACACCAGCGAAGCCGAGAGCAAUAGCGUUUAUAGUUUGAGUUCUGAACUCAUGCAAGGGGACGAGCCCGACAAAAGCCCAGAGUCUGAAGGCAGCCAGCAAGAAGCGUCAAGUGAGGCAAGCGAUGGGGAAGACUCAGAAGACGAGUCUCAGGGAGAAGAGGAAGAAAGUGCCAGUGAGAACGAGAGCAGUGAGCAGGCCGAGAGCAACAGCGAAGACAGUCAGCCGGAGAGCAGCGAGGGUGACGAUCAGUCAGACAGCGGCGACAGUGACAGCCAUCCAGACAGCAGCCAAGGUCAAUCUGAUAGCAGCAGUGGGAGCGAGUCGGAAAGCAAUGGAGAAAGUGAGUCUGAGAGCAGCAGCGAGAGUGGGCCUGACAGUAGCAGUGAAAGCGAUGGCAAGGCUGACGAAAGCAGCAGUGAGAGUGAGUCGGAUAGCAGCAAUGGGGGCGACAGCAGCAGUGGGAGUAGCAGUGAGAGUGAGAAAUCCAGCAGCGAGAGUGAGAGUAGCAGUGAGAGUGAGAGUGAGAAGUCCAGCAGUGAGAGUAGCAGUGAGAGUGAGAAAUCCAGCAGUGAGAGUAGCAGUGAGAGUGAGAGUAGCAGUGAGAAAUCCAGCAGUGAGAGUGAGAAGUCCAGCAGUGAGAGUAGCAGUGAAAGUGAGAAAUCCAGCAGUGAGAGUAGCAGUGAGAGUGAGAAGUCCAGCAGUGAGAGUAGCAGUGAGAGUGAGAAGUCCAGCAGCAGCAGUGAGAGCAGCAGCAGUGAAAGCGAAUCUGAUAGCAGCAGUGAGAGUGAAAGCAGCAGUGAGAGUAGCAGUGAGAGUGAGAAGUCCAGCAGCAGCAGCAGUAGCAGCAGUGAGAGCAGUGAGAGCAGUAGCAGUGAAAGCGAAUCUGAUAGCAGCAGUGAGAGCAGUAGCAGUGAAAGUGAAUCUGAUAGCAGCAGUGAGAGUGAAAGCAGCAGUGAGGACGACAGCGAAUCUGAUAGCAGCAGUGAGAGUGACGCCACAUCCGAGAGCAGUAGCGAGAGUGACAGCAGUGGUCCAUCGGACACCAGCGAAAGUAGCAGUCAAGCGGGGAGCAGUGAAAAUGGCAGCCAGUCAGACACUGAUAGCGAGGACGGUGGUGAGUUAACGGGCAGUGAAAGUGAGAGCGAUUCGGCAAACCAACCUGACGGCGAUAGUGAGAGUGCACCUCUGAGUGCGGAAAAUGGUGCUGCCAGCGACGGUGCUUCAGAUACAGCGGAAAUGGCAAGUGACGAUGAAUCUGUAGCAAGCGAGGAGAGUGACAGUGAUGCUCAGUCAGAAGGUGGAGACACUGAGAGUGAAUCCAUAAGUGAAGGCAGUCAGAGCAACGACCUAACCAGUGAUUAUUAA